Molecule: messenger RNA, 270 nt
Organism: Diversispora eburnea
Lineage: Eukaryota; Fungi; Glomeromycota; Glomeromycetes; Diversisporales; Diversisporaceae
Source: the annotation of a GenBank genome assembly
AUGACAAUGUCCCAACAAACAACAUCAAAUUUUACAAAUGAUUAUUUAUUAGAUUCAGAGGAUAUCAUGACGGUAAAACCAAAUUCCGAGAAAAUUAGAGAAUUUCUAAAGGAUGAUACAUUAAGAGAAAUCAUAUAUAAUAUUGAUAACGCAGCAAGAGGUCCAGAGGUUGAUGAGGUAUUGGAUGCUACGAGACGUAACGAUGAAGUGUUCUUUAAUUUUACCGAAGAGAUUUUGAAUCUUGUCCUACCUCAAGAUUCCGAUUCCUAA